GGGUCGCGCGCCGCCGGGAGAGCCGCCCGGAGAGGACGAGGAGGAGGAGGAGAAGGAGGAGAAGAAGGGAGCCCCCCCAGCAACGCCCCAGGAAGAGGAGGAGGAGGAGGAAGGCUUCCCCGGAGGAGGCAGGACCUGGACCCUGCUCUACAAUGGAAAAACUGCUCCUGUGCCUGCUGCUCAUCGGCGUAGUGGUCAAGGCGCAGAUCUGUCCGAAGCGGUGCGUCUGCCAGAUCCUGUCCCCGAACCUGGCCACGCUCUGUGCCAAGAAAGGCCUGCUCUUUGUCCCGCCCAACAUUGACCGGCGGACGGUGGAGCUGCGCCUGGCGGACAACUUUGUCACCAGCAUCAAGCGGAAGGACUUUGCCAACAUGACCAGCCUGGUGGACCUGACCCUGUCCCGGAACACCAUCAGCUUCGUCACGCCUCAUGCCUUCGCCGACCUGCGCAACCUGCGGGCCUUGCACCUGAACAGCAACCGGCUGAGCAGGAUCACCCACGACAUGCUGAGCGGGCUCACCAACCUGCACCACCUGAUCCUGAACAACAACCAGCUGACCCUGAUCUCCUCCACUGCCUUCGACGACGUCCUGGCCUUGGAGGAGCUGGACCUCUCCUACAACAACCUGGAGACCAUCCCUUGGGACGCUGUGGAGAAGAUGGUCAGCCUCCACACCCUCAGCCUGGACCACAACAUGAUCGACAGCAUCCCCAAGGGCACCUUCUCCCACCUGCACAAGAUGACCCGCUUGGACGUUACCUCCAACAAGCUGCAGAAGCUGCCGCCGGACCCGCUCUUCCAGCGGGCCCAGGUCCUGGCCACCUCGGGGGUCAUCAGCCCCUCUACCUUUGCCCUCAGCUUUGGGGGCAACCCGCUGCACUGCAACUGUGAGUUGCUCUGGCUGCGGCGUCUCUCUCGCGAGGACGACCUGGAGACGUGCGCCUCGCCGGCCCUGCUCUCCGGCCGCUACUUCUGGUCGGUGCCCGAGGAGGAGUUCCUGUGUGAGCCGCCGCUCAUCACGCGGCACACUCACGAGUUGCGGGUGCUGGAGGGCCAGCGGGCGACACUGCGGUGCAAGGCCCGCGGGGACCCUGAGCCCACCAUCCACUGGAUCUCCCCCGAGAACAAGCUCAUCUCCAACGCCACCCGCUCGCUGGUCUACGACAACGGGACGCUGGACAUCCACAUCACCACCGUGAAGGACACGGGCAACUUCACCUGCAUUGCCUCCAACCCGGCCGGGGAGGCCACCCAGUCGGUGGACCUCCACAUCAUCAAGCUGCCCCACAUCGUGAACAGCACCAGCCACAUCCACGAGCCGGACCCGGGCUCCUCGGACAUCUCCACCUCCACCAAGUCCGGCUCCAACGCCAGCAGCAGCGGCGGCAGCGGUGGCAGCAAUGGGGAGGCCAAAGUGAGCCAGGACAAGAAGGUGGUGGUGGCUGAGGCCACGGCCUCCACGGUCUUGCUGAGGUUCAACUUCCAGAGGAAUAUCCCAGGGAUACGUAUGUUCCAGAUUCAGUACAACGGGACCUAUGAUGACUCGCUUGUUUACAGGAUGAUCCCCCCCACCAGCAAGACCUUCCUGGUGAACAACCUGGCUGCGGGGACCACCUACGACCUGUGCGUGCUGGCCAUCUACGACGACGGCAUCACCUCCCUGACGGCCACGCGGGUGGUGGGCUGCAUCCAGUUCUCCACGGAGCAGGACUACGUCCGCUGCCACUUCAUGCAGUCGCAGUUCCUGGGGGGCACCAUGAUCAUCAUCAUCGGGGGCAUCAUCGUGGCCUCCGUCCUGGUCUUCAUCAUCAUCCUCAUGAUCCGGUACAAGGUGUGCAACAGCAACGGCGGGGGCCCCGGUGGGGGCAGCGGAGGCGGGCACCACAAGGCCACCAAGGUCAGCAACGUGUACUCGCAGACCAACGGGGCCCAGGGCCAGGGGCCCUCCGGGUCCAAGCAGGCCGCCAUGGCCCACGAGGAGGGGCUCCAGUGCUGCAAAGUUGUCGGCGACAGCGCGGCGGUGCCGCCCUCGUCCUCGGACUCUUCCGGCCAGGACUCCUCGGGAGCCGGUGCCGCCGCCGCCGCCGCUACCUCUGCGACGUUGCCUCACACGUGGACUGCGGGCCCCUCCGGCUCCCAGAAGCUGAAGCGCAAGUCCAUGCCAAAGCCCGGCGGCGAGCUGCUGGUGGCGUCGUGCGAGGGUGCCAGUGCCGCCUCCUCCGCCGGCCUGGAGUCCCAGAACACCAACCGGAACAACUCCACGGCGCUGCAGCUGGCCGGGGCCCGGGGUCCGGACUGCGCCCGGGCGGGCCCCUCCCUGUACAGAAGAGCACAAGCCAAGCCAAGUAAGUUCCUCACCUUGCCGGCCGACCCCUCCCGGGCCAAGCGCCGGUACUCCCUGAACGGAGGGGAGGCGGUGGAGUACUGCUGCCGCGUGAGCGCCUCCCCCUCCGCGCAGCCGGGCGGAUUCUGGUCCAAGCGCAGCCUCUCCAUGAACGGGAUGCUGCUCCUGCCCGCAGCGGGCGGCUCCGAGGCGGACAGCGGCAAAGCCACUUUCUCCAGUUCGGAGUGGAUAUUGGAAAGCACUGUGUGACCGCUCUGCUGCCGUGUGUGGUGGUGGUGAUGA
Molecule: messenger RNA, 2627 nt
Organism: Anolis sagrei ordinatus
Lineage: Eukaryota; Metazoa; Chordata; Lepidosauria; Squamata; Anolidae
Source: RefSeq, a predicted model, not a curated record